CUCCUUGAUUUUGUUCCGUCACUUAGACCAUCGUUCCUUUCUGUUGUAUUAGUUUUUGUCUGCGGAUGUCUCUGGGUGAAGAAUGAAACAACAAACGAACGACUGAUCGCGCUGGAGUCUCGCGUUAACCUUUUCCCCCGCGUUCAGAGGGUGUUACGAAAACUAAGACCCUCGAAAACUAAGACCCAAGACCUAAGACCCGUCUUAGUUUUCGAGAUUACGAAAACUAAGACCGCCUAAAAUCGAAUCCGUCGAAAUAUAAAGUCAAAUUGUAACCGAAAUAGGUCUGAUCUGUCAAAUUAUAUCAUGUUCGAUCCUUUCCACCGAGUUUUAGGUCAAAUUUAACGGUAAAUUUAGGGGUCUUAGUCAAACAUGGUUAAGCAGCGGCGGACAGAGGUUCUAGGUUAAUAGCUCUAGAUGCAGGCCCAUAUCCCUCGUUCCUCAAGGGGCGAGGACCGCACCUCCUACACUCACAUGGUGUGAAUGAGCAACCCCCCCCCUUCACUCCUUCUCUAGAGUUCUGGUUCUGCAGAUAGUAAGCGAUACAUUUCUAGCUUGUCAAAACGUGCCCGAAUUCGAGGCUAAAAUACUAUUAUAAUAAUAAUUUUGAGUUUAUAAAAUAUCGAUAUUGUUCUGACUUUCUUGCCACCCUGAUCUUCUAUCUUUCAAUUCCCAUAUUGCAAAAGUAGCGACUAACGUGCUUUAUCACAAGUUUUUGGUGAAAUUUGCAAAUUUCGUCUAAGAAAAAACACUCGAUCGAAUUUGUUUUAUGAGAAUAAGGUAUUUAUUGUCUUUAAUUAAUAAUCAUCAUCAUCAUCAUCGUCAUUAUUAUGACAGGCACAAGGACAAUGUCGCUAACUUAUCUUAGAAAAGUUUUGUUUCAUUUCUUUUAGCUUCUGGUUCUCGCCGGUAUCAGUACGACUCAAAAGCCUUCUUAUUUUCGCUGGUAAACAAACCAAGAUGGGCGCCUGUCAAAUUGUCUCAGUCAGGGCAAUCUAGUUCUAGCAGAGCACAUUCCAUAUACUUUCGCUUAUCUUAUCGGCCUACAUUCGGAGGAGGACAUGACAUUAACAUCUAUAACUACGCGUCAUCUUAUAGCAAUUCUUACAGCGACCUUGGCUUUACUUACAGCCCACCGAGCGGAUACAGCUACCGCAGCACCUUCGCCAAAACAUUCCUGGCAGGAUCGUACAGGUUCACACCAGACGAAGUUGAAACCUUUUACGAAACAACCUGA
Porites lobata is the source of this 1237-nucleotide messenger RNA. Lineage: Eukaryota; Metazoa; Cnidaria; Anthozoa; Scleractinia; Poritidae. The record is from the annotation of a GenBank genome assembly.